CGCGUCGAAUUUUCCAACCGUCCAGGUGAGCAGGGAAUAAGACGGCAGGGCGCGUUGAAAAUCGCCAUCCUCGCCCACAUCACUCUGUGUCCUAUACCGCCCGCCCAUCUCUACGCCCGCCCACCCGCUCACAAGCUUCCUAGUCUUGCCAUCGCAGUCUCUCGACAGAAGCGCAGACGACGAGCAGCACACCACGGUGCUCCCGACGAAACAACACGCGCACGCAACCCGAUCUCCCAUCUCCCACAGCCGCCCGCCCGCGAGCCACGCGCCGUUCCUGAACCGCAGCCAUGUCGCGACACCACCCCGAUCUGGUUAUGUGCCGGAAGCAGGCGGGCGUCUCCAUCGGCCGGCUCUGCGACAAGUGCGACGGCAAGUGCCCUGUCUGCGACUCCUACGUCCGCCCGACCACGCUCGUGCGCAUCUGCGACGAGUGCAGUUUCGGAAACUACCAGAACAAGUGUGUCGUGUGCGGUGGAGAGGGUAUAUCGGACGCCUUCUACUGCUUCGAGUGCACACGCUUGGAAAAAGACAGAGACGGUUGCCCCAAGAUUAUUAAUCUUGGAAGCUCUAGAACUGAUCUAUUUUACCAAAAGAAAACAAACAGGACAUACUGACCUCGGAGCGGCCCGGCCUUGGGCCGCACUGCGUCGUAUGUCCUGUAUGAGCUCUGGACGUUUUCGGGGCACUAUGAUGGGAUCCUCCGGGUCAUGUAUGCUUGGCGUUAUCCGGCGUUAUAGAGUGUGAAUUUGCAAGACGAGGAUAAGAAAGGCAUCUGGUUCUUCAUUGAGAUAUCACCUAGAUGAACAAUAAGAAGGAACGGCGCGCACGCCAACGCAGAUCUUAUUGCCCAUUUCCCCAUGUACGAAUGGUUCCCAGAUCUAAUGGUGGGGAGAGUACCAUGUCGCGACGCGUAGAACGUAAAACGAGCAUGCAAGCUCGUAAUGAUAUCUUCCUACCCAGGGCGUGGGCUACCGUAGCUCAAAAAGGCGUCCGUUUAUCUGCAGAUACGGCCUCAAAAUGAACAAAGAUCCCUCAAGACGGCCCCCAUUACCGCUUUCAGGUCAUGUAGAUAUCGAUGGCAC
Molecule: messenger RNA, 1085 nt
Organism: Gaeumannomyces tritici R3-111a-1
Lineage: Eukaryota; Fungi; Ascomycota; Sordariomycetes; Magnaporthales; Magnaporthaceae
Product: PHD finger-like domain-containing protein 5A
Exons: 3
Coding region: 291-617 (108 amino acids)
Biological process (GO): mRNA splicing, via spliceosome
Cellular component (GO): catalytic step 2 spliceosome; U2 snRNP; precatalytic spliceosome
Source: RefSeq, a predicted model, not a curated record